AUGGAAAGUAAGAAUCAAACAAAGCUGAAAGAGUUCAUCCUUUUGGGACUCUCAGAUGACCCUAAACUGCAGAUGCCACUCUUUGCUGUGGGGCUAUUGCUCUAUGUGCUCACCUUGACAGAGAAUCUGGCCAUCAUGAGUUUAAUACAAGUUGACCAGCACCUCCACUCACCUAUGUAUUUUUUCCUGAAUAACCUGUCUUUUACGGAAAUCUGCUACAUCACCACCACCAUGCCGAGGAUGUUGUGGGACCUCCUGUCAGGGGACAAGACCAUCUCUUUUGCUGGCUGUGUGCUCCAAAUGUACUUCUUUCUAACCACGGCUGCCACUGAGGGUGCUCUACUCUCGGCCAUGGCAUAUGACCGCUAUGCUGCCAUCUGCCACCCACUGCGCUACACCUUGCUCAUGAAUCAGCCUGUCUGCAGAUCACUUCUGGCAGCUUCAUGGUUCAUAGGAAAGCUCAAUGCCAUUGUCAAUACCACCUUUGUCUUCUCCCUGAACUUCUGUGGUUCCAAUAAGAUUGUGCAUUUCUUUUGUGACAUCCCACCAAUCCUACAUCUUUCCUGUUCUGAUACCUCCCUGGCUGAGUUAGUGACUUUCAUAACCUCUGGCAGCAUCAUGAUAACUACAGUCUCCUUAAUUGUCCUCUCCUACUCCUUCAUUGUCUCAGCUGUGCUCAAAAUCCAUACAGCUCAGGGGAGAGUCAAGACAUUUUCCACCUGUGCCUCCCACCUUACAGUUGCAAGCAUCUUCUACAGCACUGCCAUCUUUACCUACCUGCGACCCUCCUCUAGUCAUUCUGUGGAACAGGACCGCCUGAUCUCUGUAUUGUACACAAUUAUCACUCCUUUGCUGAACCCCCUGAUCUACAGCUUCAAGAACAAGAAAAUGCAAGCUGCAUUUCUGAAUGUUCUUAGAAAAAAAAAGGACAUUAUCUUCUCUGAAUGCUCGAGUUUCCUUUUUAGUGGCCAUGUUACAUUAAGAAACAUCAGAAGAAUUAAGUGGGAAAUACUUUUCAUUUAUUGGCUUGUUCAUGAACCACAGUUAUCAUUCUGA
Molecule: messenger RNA, 1056 nt
Organism: Varanus komodoensis (Komodo dragon)
Lineage: Eukaryota; Metazoa; Chordata; Lepidosauria; Squamata; Varanidae
Product: olfactory receptor 5F1-like
Exons: 1
Coding region: 1-1056 (351 amino acids)
Biological process (GO): G protein-coupled receptor signaling pathway
Cellular component (GO): membrane
Molecular function (GO): G protein-coupled receptor activity; olfactory receptor activity
Source: RefSeq, a predicted model, not a curated record